This is a messenger RNA of Dermatophagoides farinae (American house dust mite), 2206 nucleotides long. RefSeq lists its product as uncharacterized. The record is from RefSeq and is a predicted model, not a curated record. NCBI's taxonomy places the organism in Eukaryota, Metazoa, Arthropoda, Arachnida, Sarcoptiformes, Pyroglyphidae.
GAUCAAACUUGACGUGGCUUCUCUAUUUUACAAUUCUAGACACAACAAAGUGAAAAUAGAUUGCUAUAAGGAAAAUUUUUCUCUUCACAUGUUCACAAUAUUUAACCUUUUCCCAAUUGAAAUCCGAUUCUUUGGAUCCGAAAUUUAUCCUGUUUCGUCAUAAUGUUACCCAUUCUUAUUGUCCGUGUAACAAAUCGAUUGAUUUCCGGAAGAAUUUCUACCGCACCAAGAAAUCGAACCACAUUUGAUUUGAUUUCCAAUCAACAACGUUGUAUUCAUGUGACUACUAUUGAUAAAGCAUAUUCGACGACGACAAAAGUUGUAAAACAACAAAGUUAUCAUCAACGAUAUGUCAAUUAUGCACCGGUGCUAUAUGAAUGGUCGCAGAAAUUAAAUUCAGGUCAAUUAACUAUGGACUCGUUGUUAGCCUCUCAACAAUUUCAACGAGUAUCUGAAAGUAUUUGUGAUACAAUCCGCCAUUCGGAUACAAAUAUUUUAAAUAUGUUAAAAUCACUUAUAAUUAUGAAUCUGGAUCCUAACCUUAGAAUCGUUCGAUUUCUAGAGGAUGAACUGUUGUAUAAAAUUCAAUAUAGUUAUGAGUUUAAAUUAUUAAAUGCUACCAUGACUUUGUAUCAUUGCCUAAAAGAUACUACACCAAAACGAUCGUUAAUUUUCGACACAUUAAUUCGAACGAUCGGCGAAAAGUUGGACGAGUCAAAAGCUUCGAUGCUUGAUCUAGUACACAUGACAAAAUUCACUCGAUACUUUAUGCCCGAAAUAAUGAUUAAAAUUGAAGAUCAACUAAUGAGAUACCUUGAUUCGGACGAAGAGAUUCCAUUGGAUAAUCUAUGCUAUUUAUUGGUAUUGCUAUCUCGUCAUAAUCGUCGCAAUAAAAAUCUAAUCCGAUCGGUCGUUGCAAAAUUAUUAAAAUACCGUUCCGAAGAGAUUUACACUAUGCCUCCGCAUCUUAUCCAUAUGAUAUCAUCAUUGAAACGACUAAAUUUUCCGGAAAUUAAUCUGUUGGAAAAAUGUUCGGAUAUUUUAGUUAAUUUUAAAUUUUUGGAAAAUCUUAGCGAGUCAUCUAAAAGAGAUUUCACUGUGGCGAUUUCGAAUUUUAAUUUUUCAUAUCCUAAAUUGAAUGAUUAUUACCUACAAACAUUGAAAGAUAAUCCAGAUAUUUUCAAACAUCAAGAUUUAAUAACAUUGACCAUCACGCUAGCACGACUAAAUUAUCAACGCGAUGAUUUUGUUGAUAUAAUUAUGGACCAUAUUGUUCCGAAAAUUUCCGCUGAAAAUUGCGCAUCCCGGUAUCAAUGGUUUAAUUUUGUUCAUUCACUUAUGCUACUACGGUGUGCAACUGUUGAUCACGUGAAAUCUAUUUUAAGAAAUCAAUUUUACGUUGAAAUGGAACAAGAAGAACUGGAGUUGCAUCUGAAGAAUCUGAAAGAAAGACAGGCAAAAAAUUCACAACAAGGUGAAAACGAUGUUUCAUCGGAAAAUGAAAAAUUGGAUCCAGUAUCUGAAGAUUUAACUGCUAAUUCAGGCCAUGAAAUUUAUCGUAUGAUGAAUAUUCGUCGAAAAUAUUGCGUUCUCAAUGGAAUGAUUUCAUUGCAAAGUGAUUCUCGAAUUAUCGAUCCAAACACUCACCAAUCAAUGGGGAAAAUUCCAAUUCAAACGUUUUUCGACAAUGAAGAAGAUAUGGAAAAUUUCAAAACUUAUAUUAAAACAUUCGAUUUGGAUAUAAUUAAACGAUCUAAAGAUCUACAGGAAUUUCGGAAAAAAAUAAUACAAACUUUUGACGCAUUUGCUCCAAGCAAAGAUAAAUACAUGCUCGUGGAUGUCAAAACACCCUUUGGUUACACCAUCGAUGCAGAGUUGCUAGUUGAUCUGGAAGGAAAACCACAAAUUAUUGAUAGGCCAAAAAUUUCAUCCGCUGAUUCCAAAAUGAAAGACAUUCAUCGAAAUGUGGCUCUUGUGUGCAUUGGAUUCAAUGAAACAUUAUUGGAUGAUAAUAGCCGAUUCAUUGGACCAAAAGACGUCGAAUUAUCUUUACUAACAUCACUUGGAUAUGUAGUCAUACCCAUUCAUCAAAAUUCACUUCCACAAUCGGUCACUUCAUUGAAUCGCGUUAAAUUUUUGCAAAAUUUAAUUAAUUCUCAUAUAAAAAGCGAUAAUAAUAAUAAUGAUGAUGAUGAUGAUCAUUGAA